AUGUCCAACAAUUGUACUGAACUCAGCGUUGAAUGCCCUGCCGAACUCUCAGUGUAUGGCUACCUUCCCAGCGUACCAGCCAAUGCCUUCUUCCUGGGUUUCUUUGCCCUCUUCGGCCUGCUCAACUUAGGUCUCGGCAUCAGAUACAAGACGUGGUCUUAUAUGGUUGCACUGUGUCUAGGCUGUUUGACUGAAGCUAUUGGAUAUGUGGGCCGAAUCAUCAUGCAUAGCAAUCCGUUCGCCGACUCAGGUUUCAUUACCCAGAUCUGCUGCUUGAUCAUCGCCCCAGCUUUCAACUCUGCAGCGAUCUACCUCACCCUCAAGCACGUCGCAUUGUGCUUCGGACCUCAAUAUUCCUUCAUCAAGCCUCGCUUCUACACCUACAUUUUCAUAUGCGCAGACUUCCUCUCCCUGCUUCUUCAAGCAAUUGGUGGAGCGAUGGCAUCCACGGCCGACACUCAAGAUCAACAAGACCUCGGAGACAACUUGAUGAUGGCCGGUAUCGCCUGGCAGGUAGCCGCUCUGACAUUCUUCGCGGUGACUGCCAUUGUAUAUGUGCUCCGGGUGAAGCGAGGUAUGCGACAUACCCCCCUUUCCGCUGAGGCUGCCGCCACCCUGAAGGACACCAAGUUUCGACUGUUUGCUCUUGGUGUUGUGACGGCCUGGUUUACCAUCUUCAUCCGAUGCGUCUACCGUAUCGUUGAAAUGGCAGGUGGCUGGAGAAACGACAUCAUGCAAAACGAGACGGGAUUUAUCGUACUCGAGGGAGUAAUGAUCGUGAUCGCAACAGCGUGUCAGACCAUCUUCCACCCUGGAUUUUGCUUUCCUCGACUCUCCUCCAAAUGGAGUUCAGAAUGGAGCCAGGUCCCAACUACCAAGACCUCGCAAGACGUUUCGAUGGAGGACUUGCGACCUGGGAACACCGCAUACAGGAGCCCGGGAUACGACGGCUCAGCGAAUGCUUGA
Exophiala spinifera is the source of this 966-nucleotide messenger RNA. RefSeq lists its product as uncharacterized. The record is from RefSeq and is a predicted model, not a curated record. Gene Ontology annotation, cellular component: fungal-type vacuole; plasma membrane. The coding region runs from base 1 to 966 and encodes 321 amino acids. The transcript has 2 exons. Lineage: Eukaryota; Fungi; Ascomycota; Eurotiomycetes; Chaetothyriales; Herpotrichiellaceae.